This is a messenger RNA of Lactuca sativa (garden lettuce), 510 nucleotides long. RefSeq lists its product as uncharacterized. NCBI's taxonomy places the organism in Eukaryota, Viridiplantae, Streptophyta, Magnoliopsida, Asterales, Asteraceae. Gene Ontology annotation, biological process: molybdate ion transport. Gene Ontology annotation, molecular function: molybdate ion transmembrane transporter activity. Gene Ontology annotation, cellular component: membrane. The record is from RefSeq and is a predicted model, not a curated record.
UUAGCUGGUUUAUUUGGAAAUCUUUUAGUUGGUUCAUUGGCCAUGGGACCUGUUGCUCCAUUUGAUGCAGCUUCAAUCUUUCUUGCCAUUGGAAUGGCCAUCAUCAUAUCAUCAUGGACUAAAAAUUAUGGUGACUCAUCAGAAAGCAAAGAUCUAAUGACCCAAUUCAGGGGUGCUGCUGUUGCAAUUGCAUCAGAUGAAAAGAUAGCAUUAUUGGGUGCAAUACAAUCUUUAUUCGAGGGUUCAAUGUACACUUUUGUGUUUCUAUGGACACCUGCUUUAAGCCCAAAUGGUGAAGACAUUCCACAUGGUUUCAUUUUUGCUACUUUCAUGUUAUCUUCCAUGUUAGGAAGCUCUUUAGCUUCUCGGUUAUUAGCACACACACUGACAUACAUUGAUAUUGUGUUGUGUUGUGUUCACACACUGUUAAAAGGAUUGGAAAAGAUAAUUGCAAGUGCAGAUAUUCCAAUGUUCGUCUGUGGUGACUUCAAUUCAGUUCCAAGAAGGUAG